CGGCUCCGUGUCUGUGUUUGGCUCCAGGGGUCCUGCGCGCGGUGCUGGAAGCGGCCACCUCGGGCGCCUCGGUUCUGUGCCUCUGUGAGAAGGGAGAUUCCAUGAUCAUGGAAGAGACCGGCAAGAUCUUCAAGAAGGAAAAGGAAAUGAAAAAAGGUAUCGCCUUCCCAACGAGUAUAUCAGUAAAUAACUGUGUCUGUCACUUCUCCCCGCUGAAGAGUGACCAGGAUUACAUCCUCAAAGACGGAGACUUGGUCAAAAUCGACCUGGGAGUCCACGUCGACGGCUUCAUAGCGAAUGUAGCUCACAGUUUUGUCAUAGAUGCCUCAAAGGACAACCCCGUGUCAGGCCGGAAAGCUGAUGUGAUCAAAGCGGCUCAUCUCUGUGCCGAGGCUGCCCUGCGCUUGGUGAAGCCUGGAAACCAGAACACACAAGUGACAGACGCCUGGAACAAAAUAGCCCACUCGUUUCACUGCACCCCCAUUGAAG
Molecule: messenger RNA, 489 nt
Organism: Nestor notabilis (Kea)
Lineage: Eukaryota; Metazoa; Chordata; Aves; Psittaciformes; Psittacidae
Gene: PA2G4
Product: proliferation-associated 2G4, 38kDa
Exons: 5
Source: RefSeq, a predicted model, not a curated record